AUGUUCAACUUUCCACUGAGUCGUUAUCGAGUGACGACUAUUUUCGUUUUGACGAUAGUUUUUUGUUCCAACUGGGCACUAGCUGAAGGUGCUGAAAAUGAAGUUAGGACAAGAAAAUGUCUAACUCGAGAUGAUCUACCAGGUGAAUGCAUGCCAAUCGAGCUAUGCCACUCAAUUUAUUCUUAUUAUGAGAGUUUCAUCAAAUCGACUAAACCCAUUCCACGAAGAAUAAGAACGAAGCUCAAUAGUCUCUCCUGUAUAAAUCGGUCGGGCAACAAAAUAAUAGUUUGCUGUCUCAGCAAAGUCAGCAAAUACCUGGACUUCGAGGACCCUCCUGAUAUUUCCAUGCAUGAGAACCUGAAACUGUUGCCAUAUGAUGACUGUGGCAAAGCAUCAAGUAGAUUUAGAAUUAGAAAUGGCAAAAAUACGGAAUUGGGCGAUUUCCCUUGGAUGGCAAUAAUUUUCAUCAGAGAAGGCGAAUCAGGACGAAAGAGAUUCAAGACAGUCGAGAAGCAGGUUAAACAGAUGAAAAAUGAAGGAAAACAAAAAAAUGGCCCAGCACUUCACGCUCCUCGCACUGAAGAUGGAUUUGGAUGUGAACGCAACCCAGGAUGUAAAAUGUGUGGAGGAACUAUAAUCAAUGAGAGAUAUAUUCUCACAGCAGCACACUGUGUUACUAAAACAAAACCUACAUCGAUCUACGUGAGAGUAGGAGAACACGAUUUAUCUAGAGAAAAAGACUGUGUACCUUAUUGGUGUGCUCCCCCAGUUCAAGAUUUGUCAGUUGAGGAGAUCAUUAUUCAUCAGAAAUAUAGAAGGGGAGAAUUUCAUGAUGAUAUUGCUAUGUUAAGAGUAUCCAAGAUGAAUUUCAAAGAUACUGUAUUGCCAAUAUGUUUGCCAAUUGAUCAGGUAUCAAAGAAGCAAGAGGUCAAAAGUUUAACUGCGACUGGUUGGGGUGUCAAUCAUACGAAUGCACCUUUCCUGGAUUCUGUGGUAGGGCAAUCCUCCUGUAUCGCUCUGAGAGACGUCAUCAUGAUCGAAAGACAAGAAUUAAUUGGUGUCUGCCUUAGCAAAAGGCAAAACACCUAUUCAGCUCAUCCAACUCUUGUGAAGCCGCUUCCCCGUGGAAGAUUUGUUGGCUUCCAGGUACGAUCUUUGGCACCUUCACUUGGCCUGACUAAGGCAAAUUCGACUAGCACACCCCCGGCGCUCCCAUUCAUCAUGAUAAUGGUCUUGUCCAGCGAGACCUGUUCGAUAGUCUGUUCACUAUCCUACUGACCUACUUCGGGUAGUAAAGUAAAUCCAAGUAAAACUGGAAUGCUUUGUGAGCAGUGAAUUUUGCAGAUUAAUAGACUUUGUUUGACCAAACUUUAUCGUUUCUUAUUUUCUGUCUAAAUUCCACAUUCAAGAGGCGCC
Phaedon cochleariae (mustard beetle) is the source of this 1416-nucleotide messenger RNA. The record is from the annotation of a GenBank genome assembly. Lineage: Eukaryota; Metazoa; Arthropoda; Insecta; Coleoptera; Chrysomelidae.